Messenger RNA from Caenorhabditis auriculariae, 1165 nucleotides. NCBI's taxonomy places the organism in Eukaryota, Metazoa, Nematoda, Chromadorea, Rhabditida, Rhabditidae. The record is from the annotation of a GenBank genome assembly.
AUGUGGAUAGGGGAUAGAUUCGUGGACACCACCAUAUUUAAAUCUAAAAUGGAAGCUUUUGGCAACAUUUAUCCUCUGUGUGGUAUAUUUAUUCACUGUUUCGAACUUUACCUCAUUGUUUGGAAAACUCCGAAGUUCGUUCAGUCGAAGAUCCCUCAGGCCAUCAGAGCGGUUUGCUUUUUUUUUUCCAAAAUAGGGAAUGAGACAUUUUCGACUUUCUCAUUUGAACUUUGAUUUUGUUAGGUGUACAAGUUCUAAUGCAGGUUCUUGCGAUUCCUGUCGAUUUCAUGACUCAAGAUAGCGGAAUGGGAUUCAUAUUCAUCCAAGGAUUGGGAGACAACUGGAUGAAUGAAAAUUUGACGGUACUCAGCGAAGAAAGCUAUACCUAUAAGGGCCGGGAUCAGUUUGUACGUUUUUUUUAAAUAAAAAAACAAGACUCGAAUAAAAACGAGAAAAAUUUCUCCUUCUAAAAGGGAUGCAUAAUUUUUUACAGACAGGACUAGUCUUAUUAAGUCCAUUAGUAUUUGGCGCGAUUCUCCACGUACAGUAUGCCAAUCUUCUUUGCGUGACCCUCGAGGCAUUCAAAAUACCAUUAUGGAAAUAUCGGCUGUACGUUGGUCUCAUCUACUUUUUCUCCAUUUGUUCAGGACUUUUAUUCACAGCUCCCGUAAGUGAUCCCUUUGAUAAAUAGAAAAAUCAACUUUUCAGACCGCCAAUGAUGUACAGCUUUCAGUUCGGAUAUUCUGCUUGAUCAUUCAAUAUCUUUAUAGUAUCAUCUAUUGUAAGACGAGUUUAUUUUAUUGCUUUAAUCAAUAGUUUUACAUUUUGAGUUGGUUUAACGCUAAAGUUUUCAAUCGAGAUUUGGGAAAGCUUCAGUCCUUGGAAAGGCGUCAAUGUUUCUGAAAAUACGCGGAAAACGCAGAGGAAGAUUUUCCUGGCUAUACAGGUUCAGGUGAUGAGAAUUUCCUUAGAUCAUAAUUUUAUGAUGAGAGGGGCGCACCGUAGCGCAACAGGUUGUGUGCCUGUCUACGGUCCGAAGGGUCACAAGUUCGAUCUCCGCCACGACCCAACCAAGGGGUUUAAGAAAUGUAGUGGGAAACCACGGCUUCAUAAUCCCCAGCCGUCACACACAAGGACGGAUAUGUCUCUGGAGCCAGUCCACUGA